AUGGCACUACUGCAAGACCUGUUCCGUCACGGUCGUGGGGUCUCUUGGACCGAUACUGCUGCCGUGCGCAGCUCCAGGCGCUGGCUUAGUGUGCAGCGGCAUCUGCAGUCGGCACUACGUCUAGACUCGGGUGGUUGCGGACUGCCGCACCCGCAGAAGCGCGCUACGGGCGGAGAAGAUGCCUGGUUUAUCAGCACUAAUAUUGUAGGCGUCGCUGACGGCGUUGGCGGCUGGGCGCGUAAAGGUAUCGACUCGGGCGAGUAUUCGCGGACACUAAUGGAGUCGGCCAAGCAGAUGGUGGCGAUGGCCGAUACAAUGCCAACGCCGUUGCAAGUGCUAACAGAGGCACAUCACAGUGCACAGUGUCCGGGCAGCUCGACGGCAUGUAUAGUGCAGUUGGAUGGCGAGGUGCUGCGAGCAAUUAAUCUGGGCGACUCGGGCUUUUUGCUCUGUCGGCUACGUCCGGACGACGACGCGCGGGGUGAGUUAAAGUGGCAGAUCGUGCACGAGACACUGCACCAGUGUCACUACUUUAACUGCCCGUACCAGCUGGGAUAUGGGGCGAACGGCGACACGCCUGCGAUGGGCGAAGUGUACGAGCUAAAGACGGAGGAAGGUGACGUGAUAGUACUAGGCACCGACGGACUCUUUGACAACUUGUAUUCAGAGCAAAUUGCAAGUCUGUUAGACACGGUACUGUCACCCACGCAGAAGCGUGACCAACACAGCAUGGAGAAGGUCGCGUCCUUUGUUGCCCAUACGGCACACGAGGCCGCAAAAGAUACCAAGACAAAGACGCCGUUUGCCGUGGCUGCGCAGCAGGCUGGCUAUGAAUAUCUUGGUGGGAAAAUGGACGACAUUACAGUUGUCACGAGUCUUGUGACGUUAGACGGAGCCCAAGAAUGA
Molecule: messenger RNA, 906 nt
Organism: Peronospora matthiolae
Lineage: Eukaryota; Oomycota; Peronosporomycetes; Peronosporales; Peronosporaceae
Source: the annotation of a GenBank genome assembly